AUGUGGUGGGCAGAGCAAGCGAUCAUGUUCCGCGUGAAGACGUUACAUGAGGAAGUCGAUUUGGUCGUGCACCCGAAUGUCGGUGCGACUGAGGUAGCCGUGUCGUGGAAGUACUCGUCCGAAUGUAUAGCACGCACGCAGGACCUCACAGUCUACGAUCGCGAGCUCACCCCGAUCAUCCAAGCUAUCGAAACAACUGAACAUGCAACCACGGUGCCCAACCUGCCAACAUGUGUGCCUCUGGUUGUUGGCGUGCGUGGGCAGAAUGAAAAUGGCGACGGUGUGGAGGCGACGCGGGAGUUUACCAUUCCAGGA
Molecule: messenger RNA, 315 nt
Organism: Opisthorchis viverrini
Lineage: Eukaryota; Metazoa; Platyhelminthes; Trematoda; Opisthorchiida; Opisthorchiidae
Exons: 2
Source: RefSeq, a predicted model, not a curated record